AUGGACACAUGUUCCAUUAGGCCAGCGAAGAACUCCAGCACUCAGCAAUUAAGUCCCAGCCAUGCAUCUCAUGUAGUGUUGAACUUCAGAGCCAAUGGAAGAGAGGACUCAGUGGACUCUGGUCAUUCCAGCUCUGGGAGCUUCAAGUUAUGUGCCGAGGGUCCAUACAUAGACUCCUCAGAUUGUCCAGUGCCCAAGAGGACCAUUGGGAAGGUACCAUCCCUGGAUGCAGGAGUGUCCAACAAUAACUUUGAGUUCUCCAAGGACAAUAGCAUUACCUUAUCUUUCGACAUUGAUGAUCCAGUUCAUCCUGACCAUCAACAGUUUGAGCAGGAAGAGGAGGAGCUGGAGGACAUCUGGAACCACACCAACAGCUACCGAGAGAGUCUGAACUCUGACAUCAUGUAUAAUGGCUACCAGAACAAGCAGUGCUCUUCAGGAAGUUGGUCACGGGCCUCUGCACCCAACCUUCUUGUGGCGGAGAUCAGACUGCCACCAUAUGUCCAGACUAUGGUCGGUUCUGGGAAGCAGCAGAACCCAAGGGAAGAAAGGCAAAUUCUGGAUAAAGGGGACAGAAGGUCUUGGGCUGCGUUCACUCAACAGGAACAGGUUUACAAACAAGUGACUGUUAAUGAAACGGCUUCAGAUAUCUUGAAACUACCUGAAAUACAGGACCAGCAAAAGUAUAUCUACCAUUAUAGAGAGGAGGAGGAGGAGGAAGGGGAGGAGGAGAAGGAAACAGGUUUUCUGAAGGACCAAUCCUUGAGCCUCCUGUCUGUUCAUAAGGGAUUGAAUGGGAGCAAUGAUAAUGAUAUCCAGAGUGGAAGACAAGAACUUGAACUGCCAUCUAUGGAAGGUACACUGGAGAGGAAACACAAACUACAGCUGGGUGGAAAGAAGGCACCAUGCAGGGCGUGGAACUCCUAUCAUGCUGUGCUAUACAAACAAACAAUAUGUUUCUAUCAAGACAGGAAGGAUACACUCAUGAGCUGUGUGACCAGCCUUCCUCUGAAUCUAAUUGGAGCGGUGUGUGAACCAUCGCCAGAGUACACCAAAAAACCCAACUGCUUCUCCUUGAGAUUGCGGGAUGGAUCGGAGUAUCUCCUCAGUGCACCGUCCCGAUUCAUGAUGAAGAAAUGGAUCCUCAGAAUCCAAGCACACACUGCGUCUAUUGAUUCUGUAGUGAACAGAUCAACAUGUCAUGGGUCUUCAGCUUCAGCGACGCUCCCUAGACAUUCUCCUGCUAUCACUGGCUGUCAGUGUGGAGAUAAAUGUCACUGCUUCAUGAGAAAUUAUGUCACCACCACUGUUUUAGCACAGAGUCAGCCCACCUCAGGCCGAACCAAAGAGAUUAUAGUUCACACCAGCGAGGCUCUGCAGAUCCAUCAAAGGCAUCAGGAUCUGUUGCACCCCUCGUUUUCAGAUGCGGGUCAUUGUGAGGAUGAGUUCGACUCUCAUGGCGAGUCUCUGAGACAGAAACCAUCCUCUAUGUCCACUGUUCAGGGCUGGACCAGCGAAAAGAGACGCUCACACUCCUUUACCUCAGCCACAUAUCAGAGGAUCAAGCCUGUAGCGCCUCCUUCAGGCAGAGGCCAGGACAGCAGCUCCAGCUACUCAGUGACUCUCUUCAUCAGAGAUGGUGAGAUGCCAUCAGUCUGUAAAAGCACAGCGACAGCCUCAUCAAACACCGAUCUGCCCAUGAGGAGCUACAUGAGCCUCCCACGACCCCCCAACAAAUCCGUCUUCAGGAAGUUCUUUGGGAAAAAGGAGUGAUGGACACUUUCUGUGACACUGCAGGUCAAAGACCCUGACUGACACAUGUGCAGGACACAAGUUCAAAACAUUUCUCUUACAUUUAUUUAUGGAUCUGAUGGAGAACCAUUUGUGUAUAGUUUUUUUUGAAUGAGAUCUUGUAUGAUUGUGUUGCUUCAAGAUGUGUAAUGUUCACUCCUACUUCUUCUCACUUCAUCAGCCGUUUUGAUAUCGGCUCAUGGACGGUUCAGUUAAUCUUUUACUCACCCUCAUGUUGUUGUUCCUAACCGAUAUGACUCUUUCUUUAAUGGAACAUUGUGCAUUUAGCUGCACUUUUAUCCAAAGCAAAUUACAAGGAGGAACAAAAAUUUGCAACGCCAGCAGGUUUUUUAGACUAUUUAGUAGCAAGCUAGAGAAGAGAAGAAACACAGAGAAUAUUUGAAGUCUGUCAAGCUCCAAAAAGACAAAAGCACAACACAGAAGUAUUAUAACAGUAAUGCUUAUGACUCCUCCACUAUAUACCAAUUGCUCUGCAGUCAUAAAACAGUCAUGCUUUGUGUGAGAAACAGACCCAAAUUUAAUAUUUUACUCCCUACCCAAACAUUUUAAUAUGAAAGUCCAAAAAUCUCACUUGAUUGAGGGCUGUGGGCUGAAUGUUAAUGCAUUAUAAACUAGCUAUAUUAUAUUGGUAUAUUCAAUUUUGCAUUAAAUUAUAUUAUAUAAUAUUAGUCUUUUAAAUCCAACUAAAAGAUUUUAUCUUUGGCAUUUUCCCACUUUUUUUAGGUUAGACUGAUAAAACUGGGACUCGAACUCAGGACGUCUGAUGACAGCAUGAUGCCCAUUUAUCAAAUAAAUAAAAAAAUCACUAAAAUCAAUUCAUUAAUAUUUUUUUUUACAAAUCUUAAAAAAAUUCACUUUUCAGUGCAAAAAAAAAAUAUUAUAUAUAUAUAUAUAUAUAUAUAUAUAUAUAUAAAUGGUAAAACAAAAAUAUAAAUUAGAAAUAAAAUCCUCUCGUGAUAAAUGGCAUGACGGAUCAAUUUAGGGCAUUUUUGCACUCUGCAAAUCUUCCCUUGGUGCUUUCUUGUCGUUUUGGAGCACAAUUAACCCUUUUGUUACAUAAAACGUGUUUCCAAUUAUUCUGGAGGGUCACUUUGUUGCACAGACUUGAGCGUAAUGACUUCGGCUCGUACCAAAACUCUGAAUGAAAGUGUCUGUCAAUGAAAAGUAUUAGACAGAAUAUAGUUCAAACUAUAAAAAACACUUAGAAAAUAGGAACAUCAUGAGGGUGAGAAAUGAUCGGUUCACACUAAACAUAAUUACUAUAUUAUAUUCUAUCAAAACUUUAUAGUUAAAGGUGUGAACUUUCAUUUAUGGAUGACCUCAACAUUUUCCCGUGCUGAGACGUCUUUAUUUGCCAGAUUUGUUUCAUGUGUAUAAAUGAGUGCAGUUUGCUGUGGAUGUGAUGACAGCUGUAAAAUACUGCCGUACUGAAUCUACUGAUAUGAUACUUUCGAUAGCUAAUGUGUUCAGUGUUCCUACCACAUUCCACUUGAGGUGGUUUUCAGUUCGUUUAUGGUCUGUUUUUGGCAUGGAUUGCAGUUUCUCUGAGGUUUUGGCACAUAUUAUUUCUCAGCUUGUCAUGUUUCUCUGCAUCUGCUGGUGUGAGUUCUGUGUGGACUUAUAGGGUUAAUUCAACCAAAAAUGAAAGGUCUGUCAUCAUUUAUUUACUUGAGGGUGAGCAAAUGUUGUCAGUAAUGAACAUUUUUGGCCAACUGUACCUUAAACAUGUUGUUUUUCUUUCUAAACUAAACAUUUGAUUCACAUAUACUCUA
Carassius auratus (goldfish) is the source of this 3584-nucleotide messenger RNA. RefSeq lists its product as uncharacterized. The transcript has 10 exons. NCBI's taxonomy places the organism in Eukaryota, Metazoa, Chordata, Actinopteri, Cypriniformes, Cyprinidae. The coding region runs from base 1 to 1773 and encodes 590 amino acids. Gene Ontology annotation, molecular function: phospholipid binding; protein binding. The record is from RefSeq and is a predicted model, not a curated record.